AUGAAGGCCGCUCUCCUUCCCCUCGCCGCCAUGUUCGCUGUCGCCGCGGCACAAACCACCUCCGUCUGCCAGGCCGCCUACAUCGUCGAGAACUGCCUGGGUUCCGAGAACGCCAAGCUCUCCGUGUGCAACCGUGACGACUACGGCUGCAAGUGCGCGCAGUAUGCCAACAUCAUUACCUGCUUCAACAACUGCCCCAACGAUGUUCGCAAGGCAUCCGUCAUGGGCGAACGUGAUACCUGGUGCGCUCUCGACAAGCAAUACCCGUCCUCGACUAGCAAGGUCGUCGCCGCCACCACCACCGCCGCUGGCCUGAACACCGCUGUCGCGGCCCAACCCACCGACGCCGGUAGCGACAACGAGAACACGGACGACGCUGCCAACACCACUGCCGGGAACGCCGCGUCGAGCAACACCGACUCUGCCCCUUCAAGCUCCGCGACCGGUAACGCCGCCGGUGAGGUUCUUGUGAACGCUGGUGGCCUGUUGGCUGCUGUCGCUGGUGUCGUUGCUGCUGUGCUUUAA
Sordaria macrospora k-hell is the source of this 525-nucleotide messenger RNA. RefSeq lists its product as uncharacterized. Lineage: Eukaryota; Fungi; Ascomycota; Sordariomycetes; Sordariales; Sordariaceae. The record is from RefSeq and is a predicted model, not a curated record.